Molecule: messenger RNA, 204 nt
Organism: Ustilaginoidea virens
Lineage: Eukaryota; Fungi; Ascomycota; Sordariomycetes; Hypocreales; Clavicipitaceae
Exons: 1
Coding region: 1-204 (67 amino acids)
Source: RefSeq, a predicted model, not a curated record
AUGAGCGGAAAACUGAUGAGCGGACGAUUAGAGAGGGUCGACCGUAAGCAGCCGCAUGAUGGUAUCGCGGCUAAGACCGAGGGAGUCUACUGUAUCCUAGAAGUCGCCGGGGCUUGGCCUGGCGGCCCUAUUGCCCUUAGGAUCGUCGCUACUAUUGCUGCUACUAUCGCUAUCGUUAUUCUCUCGUGCGCCGCAGGAGCAUAA